Didymodactylos carnosus is the source of this 1134-nucleotide messenger RNA. NCBI's taxonomy places the organism in Eukaryota, Metazoa, Rotifera, Eurotatoria, Philodinida, Philodinidae. The record is from the annotation of a GenBank genome assembly.
AUGGCACAAGGACAGCUCCAAGUCACAAUAGCCGAAGGGAGAAAUUUAAAAGAUCAAGAUUCACUUGGUCAAAAUGAUGCUUACAUCGAAUUAUACCUUGACAAAGAUUAUAAACAACGAACGUCAACAAAAAAAGACACCAAUUCUCCAGUAUGGAAUGAAACAUUUGUCUUUAAUCUUCAGAAAGGUCAAGAUCAUCUGAAAUUGAAAGUUUAUGAUGAUGAUGUUGUCGGAAAGGAUUCAAUUGGCUCUGCAAAAAUUAGUCAAUGUAAAAUAGAUAUGCGUUCAAAUAUGGUAAAUACAACAACUCCAAUUGUGGUAGAAGAAAAAUCGUUUCCCGAUUUAAAAUCAAGAUUACAACAAUUAGAAGUAGCUAUGGGUGUUCGACUCAAUGUUGCCAAAGGAAAAAUGAGUAGACAUUCUACAACCACAGGUGAAAAUGAAAAAAUGCAAAUUUCACCACUAUCAUCCGUUUCUUCCUCAUCAGCUAAAGUUAUGCCAUUAACUAAAGUUGUAAAAUGUCAACGUUCAUCGUCGUCGUGUGAGAAUGAGAAUAAACCGGUGAUUAAGCGUUUAAAAGCAACAACUUCGAUUGAACAGCAAGCUUCAUUUAUAAAGCAUCAACAAGAAAUGCAUCCGCCAUCUAUCUUGGCAAAACAACCAAUAUCAAGCGCAAAACCUGUACGUAAACCAGGUCCACCAUAUCUACCUACUACCGUAUCGCGUACAUCAACGCCUACAACUCCAAAAUCUGCGGUUCAAAUACCGAAAACACGUACAUCAGUAAAUAUUUUAUCGAACUCCUCAUUAUCAUCAAGCUCAAAUAAUACAAUAUCGUCACCAUCACGUUACCAAACACCAAUGUCAUCAUUAUCUUCAUUAUGCUCACCGGCUCCUCCCAUUCCCGCUCGACGUCAUUUAUCUGUCUUAGGAGAAAGAUGGACAAACGAUAUAAUCAAACACAAUCUUCUAUGGUUAAAUUUAAAUGAAUUAGAUCAAGAUGAAAUACAAGAAGUCUUAUAUCAUUUUGGAUCAACAAAAAACUUUUUACAUGAACAAUAUUUAUUUGCAAAAGCACAAAAAAAAAGUCAGUUCAAGAAGCAUAAGCAAUACGAUGGCAUUCGUUAUUUAUAA